Setaria italica (foxtail millet) is the source of this 1142-nucleotide messenger RNA. RefSeq names its product GATA transcription factor 23. Gene Ontology annotation, molecular function: zinc ion binding; sequence-specific DNA binding. The record is from RefSeq and is a predicted model, not a curated record. The transcript is spliced from 3 exons. Gene Ontology annotation, biological process: regulation of DNA-templated transcription. Bases 169 to 591 code for a protein of 140 amino acids. Lineage: Eukaryota; Viridiplantae; Streptophyta; Magnoliopsida; Poales; Poaceae.
GUGGCUUCCUUCCACACUCGUGCCGCUGCCGCUGGACUCGUCUCGCCUCUCCUCUCCUUCCUUUCCCCACCCCACCUCAUCUCCCUCCAAACAGCUCACGUACUCGCCAAGAAACAGAGCAAGGCCAGCACGAGGCCGGCUCGACGAGAUCAACCCCCAGGAUCAGAGAUGAUGGAUUCCUCAGAGCAGAAGGUGAUCGGGAUCGCGCCGGCGCCGGCGGUGGCGGAGGCAGGUAGGCCGUGCUGCGUCGAGUGCCGCACUACCGCGACGCCCAUGUGGCGCGGCGGGCCGACGGGGCCCAGGUCGCUCUGCAAUGCGUGCGGGAUCCGGUACAGGAAGAAGAGGAGGCAAGAGCUAGGUCUUGACAACAACCAGAAGCCACAACAAAACCACCAGCAGCCGCCGCCACAGCAACAGCCACAGCAGCAACAACAUCAAGAUCACAGUCAGGCGCCAAAUGCAGUCAAAGAUAACAAAAGUAGCGGCCUGCAAGUGGUGAAGAAACGGAGGGUCCUGAUGGGAGUGGAGGAGGCUGCAAUCCUGCUCAUGGCCUUGUCCUCCUCAUCCAGGUCCACUCUGCUACAUGGCUAGGAUCUCAACACCACCCAAAAGGCAGCUUCUGCUCAGUGUGUACAUACAAACCUGAUACAGGACGCAGAACACAACACAGGCCACCCAAUGGUUUCCAAGCCAACCAUGAAACUUUAUCGGAUUAUGGGAAGGCCUCUUUCAGGAUGAAGCUGACGUUGAAAGGGCUGGAUUCGUUUUUUGGAUUCAUCCACCUCUUGUGCAGUAAUAGAUCUCUGAUCUCGUUGUGUAGUGUCGUGUUCGAAUCCGAAAGCGAAGGUGACUUGGGGAAGACAGGUUUGUCCUGCAUGGUAAGAUGGUGGUCCUUGCCUGUGUUAUUGAUAGGCUCCCUAAUUGUGAUUAGCAAAGAGGCCCUUUUACCUCAUUCUGAUGUCUCUUCCUUUUCUUUUCUUGCCAUCCACAUUGUAUGCGUUUUAUUUAUCCACCUUGAUUAAUUCCUAUGUAUGUUCUUUGUUACCCCUUGAUUGAGGAUGGGUGAUCAAAAGCAGGCAUCGCCCCUCUCCAUGUGUAAUAAAAGGUCGAGUGAAUAAAAGUGAUCUAUUUAUUUUAUUUCA